UGUUUAGUAUUCUAUUUUUAUUUUUAUUAACUGUAAAAUUAAAGAAAAAUCGAUAGUAGUUAUGGGAAAGAGAAGGAGAUAUCAAAAGAAGCCUCACUUUUGUUAUUCAGAUACUCCACGGCCAUGCUCCUCCAGAAAGAACAUUUCUUCAGAGAUGAAAUCAGUUAAUGAAGAUAUUGUGAAACCAUAUUCAUCCAACAGUUCGACAACAGGACUUAAUUCUCAUGCUUCACUUGCGCAAGUAUACCAAAAUGGUAUGGGUCGUUCAAUAUUGUUAAGACAUGCAAGACAUCACCCUAUUAAUCACUACUCUCAUCAGGCGUUGAGAAGCAAUGUAGAUUCGAUAAAUUUGCUAAACAACAACACUAUUUCGUUACUCGACGAGAAAUUCUUCUGCAAUUUAGCUAACAGGUGGCAUACUCAUCCUGGAUGUCAACCAAGCACCACUGAUGGUUUUGGAAAUAUUUCUCACAAGACAGGAAGAAUGAAAUUUAGUUCUUCAGUGACCAAUGCAACAACAACAACUGAUGAUAUAAUUAAGGCAUCAUGUGGUAUAUGUCUGAACUUGUUAAAAAAGAAGCCUUACCAAGAUGAAGCAGAAUCAUCUAAUGAACUUUCUGUUGUUGCAAUUUUAGUUUGUGGACAUGUUUAUCAUGGAGACUGUUUGGAUAAGAAAACAUCGGAGGUUGAUAAAUCGGAUCCUCCUUGCCCAAUUUGCUUUGAGUCCAUAACCUUGCCAUCAUAAAAUGACAUUGUAGUAGUAAGAGAAGAUAAUCAAUAGUUGCAAAUAUUUAGUAGUUAAGUCAUGCCAUUGGCAAUACAAGAAAUCCACGAUAUAAGUUGUAAUCUUCGUUGUUGAAUCAAAAGGAGUCAUUUUAUUCAAGUUA
Molecule: messenger RNA, 887 nt
Organism: Papaver somniferum (opium poppy)
Lineage: Eukaryota; Viridiplantae; Streptophyta; Magnoliopsida; Ranunculales; Papaveraceae
Exons: 3
Coding region: 62-745 (227 amino acids)
Molecular function (GO): zinc ion binding
Source: RefSeq, a predicted model, not a curated record